This is a messenger RNA of Camelina sativa (false flax), 3860 nucleotides long. The record is from RefSeq and is a predicted model, not a curated record. Lineage: Eukaryota; Viridiplantae; Streptophyta; Magnoliopsida; Brassicales; Brassicaceae.
AAAACAGAUCCGCCGUCGUCAUCUUUCUCUCAUCUCUUUGUUCUUCAUUUUCACCAACCUGGAUAGAACCCAUCACUUGAUUUUCUCCAAAUAAGAUCAUAGCUCUUCUUCCUCAUCUAGACACAUCUCAGGAUCUAACCUGUUAGAGACAGUAUAAUCUCAAAUCGGUUUCCUGCUCUGAUACCAAUUGAAAGAAUGAGAUGCGUGCUAGAUCUACAGACUUGUAUGACAGAUAUGUAUGAGCGAUGCUUAACAGAGAGAUGAAAGGAUAGUGAAGAGACGACACAAGAGAUUUGUUAACGGGGUUCGGAUAACCUACAUCCCCGGGACCAAGUCCAGAAUCAUUCACUAGAAUAAGAACGCAAAAGUCACAUUUGCCAAUGGUAUCUAGCACACACUUGUGCCUACCACUCUUAUCUACAUGAACUAAAGGAACCACCACUCUUUGUCUUUUCCGACGAGUGUGAACCUCUACAAAAACCACCAACAGAUUCUCUAUCUUGUUGGUGGGACAACACCACACACAACAUGUGUGCUUCUCUCAAUUUUAGGUCUAGGGUGCGUAAGCUUCUCUUUGCUACCACCUCUUCCUUUUAUACCUCUUAGAGUUCUCCACAAACCCUAGAUUCCACAAGCUUCUUCCUCUUGUCUUUUGGGUAAAAGCUUGUUCUCUUUUUGUCAACUUGACCCAUGCUUUUGUUCCUGUCGUACCUAACACAAGCAUGCUUCUCUGACACAGCCGUUCCACUGUUUGCUGCAACUUGACGCUUUUCUGCUCUGUUGCACUACACAACCUCUUCACGAUUCAUCUCUUGUUUCCAGCUCUGUAGCACUACACAGCCACUACAAGUUGUCUGCUCUGUUUUCAUCUCUGUUGCACUUCAAGUUUACUCAACUGCUAAACAAACUUCUGCUAAGUUGUAUGAUGCAGCUGAUACCUUCUUUCUGCUCUGUUGCACUUUCAGAGUUACUCAACUGCUAAUGGAAGACUUGUUCUCAUGAGCUUAAAGCAUGAUUGUUUGAGCUCUCACUUCUUGGAUCUUCUCACUAAGACUCCAAGGUUCAACACGUCACUUCAUUCCAUGUGACUUUACAUUGAGCUGUCUUGGCUGUGGUAGAUUCUCUGAUUCUCUAUCUGAGGAAUUACUGCGUCUGUGUCUGUAGCUGGUUACACAUGCUCCAACUUGAUCAAUGCUUCUGUUUCUCAACAUAUGUUUGUGUCUGACUUGUUAACUGCAACGUUCACUGCAUCUGUGUCUGUACUUUCGGUUGUAUCAGGUUUACCCAUUGCUUCUUGAUCAUCUCUCUUGAUUCUUAUAACCAGUAACAAGACCAAUAUAUCUUCAAUCUCUCCCUUUGUUACUGAGUUAUAGAACUCAAGCUUUCUCUAUUCUUGCACUUGAUGAUCUUCAAGCUUUCAUGAUGUAACUGAAACUUUGGCAUCUUCAUUACAUUGAUAGGAUUCUGUCAUUGUGAUCUUCUCUCUUCUGUUUCAAUAGUUAUUCCUUUACGCCUUGUUGUCAAUCUUACAAUUCUGUCAACACAGUGUAUCUUCACCAUAUAGCUUGCUUUUUCAACCAUAUGAAUUUGGAGGAAGUUGAAGAAUAUCUUGCUGAAAGUUUCGACCAUGUCAAGCAAAGGCUUCACGUGUUAGAUGAAAAGUCACUCAUAUCUAUUCAAUAUAAUAAGUAUAUAAGGAUGCAUAAGAUGUUGGCCCAACUAGGUAAAACUAUUGUCCAAUCUGGUGAGCUUCGACACCGCCAGUUUUUGCUUGAUCGUAAAGAUAUAUGUGAAGCAUUGAUUGAUAGUACAACAAUGACUAUAAGUGUUGUAGGCAUAUACUCCAAGUAUCAGUUAAAUAUAACUGAGAAAGCUUUUGAAAGGAUGUCUAAUCUCCAGUUCUUAAGAGUACUCAAACAUAAUGAUGAUCAUCAAAACAUUAUAUCUUCUCUGGGAGCUCUGAGCUUUACAUCUCCAAAUCUACGGUUGCUAGAUUGGUCGUAUUUUCCGAUGACAUGUUUGCAUUUUACCAAUAACCUGGAGUUCCUUGUCGAAUUCAACAUGGUUAACAGCAAACUUGAGAAGCUGUGGGACGGAACUAAACUACUUCGAAAUCUCAAGCGUAUAAGUUUAGAAAAUUCUAAGAACCUGGAGGAGCUUCCUAACCUCUCAACAGCCACUAAUCUCAAAAAAUUACAACUCAGUGGAUGCUCAAGUCUGGUGGAGCUCCCUUCCUCUAUUGGAAAUACAACUAAUCUCGAGAAAUUAAAUCUUAGUGGUUGUUCAAGUCUGGUGGAGCUCCCUUCCUCUAUUGGGAAUUCAACUAAUCUAAAAGAAUUAGAUCUUUAUGGAUGCUCAAGACUAGUGGAGCUCCCUCCCUUCAUUGGGAAUGCAACUAAUCUAAAAGAAUUAGAUCUUUAUGGAUGUUCAAGACUAGUGGAGCUCCCUUCCUCUAUUGGGAAUGCAACUAUUCUCGAGAAAUUAAAUCUUGGUGGCUGUUCAAGUCUAGUGGAGCUACCUUCCUCUAUUGGGAAUGCAAAUCUCACGAAAUUAAAUUUUAGGGGAUGCUCAAGUCUGGUGAAGGUCCCUUCCUCGAUUGUGAAUGCAACUAAUCUAAAAGAAUUAGAUCUUGAUGGAUGCUCAAGUCUGAUGGAGCUCCCUUCCUUUAUUGGGAAUGUAACUAAUCUCGAGAAAUUAAAUCUUUGUGGUUGUUUAAGUCUGGUGGAGCUUCCUUCCUCUAUUGGAAACCUAACUAAUCUGGAGAAAUUAAAUCUGAGUGGUUGUUCACGUCUUCUGGAGCUGCCUUUCACUAUUGGUAAUUUAACUUAUCUCAAAAAAUUAUUUCUUAGUGAAUGCUCAAGUCUGGUGGAGCUGCCUUACUCUAUUGGAAAUUUAGAUGAUCUCCGCAGAUUAUAUCUUAAUGGAUGCUCAAGUUUGAUGGAGCUCCCUUCAUCUAUUGAGAAUGCAACUGAACUCGUAGUUUUGAAUCUCAAUGCUUGCUCAAGUCUGGUAUCACUCCCACAACUUCCAGAAUCCAUACUAGUCCUAUAUGCAGAAAAUUGUGAGUCUCUAGAGAAACUAGAUUGCUACUUUUGCAUUCCAUAUAUUUCUCUCCAGUUCGUUAACUGCUUCAAACUAAAUAAAGAAGCAAGAGAUCUCAUCCUCCAAAGAUCAAAUCUUGAAUCAGCGGUCUUACCCGGUGGAGAAAUACCUGCAUGCUUCACUUACAGAGCUAAUGUGAGUUCCAUAACAGUGAAGUUGAAUCAAAAGCCUCUUCCUAUAACACAAUUUAAGGUUUGCAUCUUGUUUGACAAAAAGGGCGAAAAUGAAGCUAAGAAUAUGGGAGAGAUAACAGUGUCUUGUACCAAUACGUCAAAGCAGAAUUCUCACACUGCUCGUAUAUUAAAUGGUCUCUACGUAUGUCCAGUUUUAACGGAGCAUUUGUACAUAUUCGAAUUUGAAGUAUGGGAGCUGACUUCCACCGAGCUUAUUUUUAAGUUCGAGCUCUACGGAGAUGAUUUUCGGAAAACCUGGAAGAUAAAAAAAUGCGGAAUAAUCCACCUCGAGCAUGACGUUUUUAUAGAUUAUGGCGGCUUAAGAAAAGACAUCCCUUUCCACAAGAAAAUAAAAUAUCGCUUAGGAUGAAGAUGACGAUCGGAUCCGAUUUCCAAUGUUUAGAAAAUAUAUUUGCAACUUACAUAUAUAACAUGUAUAAGUGUUACAUGUGAUUUUUAUGUAAUAUUUGUGAUUUUUAUGUAAUUUCUAAUUACAUUGAGAAUUCUAAUCUGAGUUGUAAAAUCAUUUGUAAAUCUUUGUGGCCCUUCAACUUAAAAUUUUAUAUGUAUAAUAAGUUUGGACUA